This is a messenger RNA of Racocetra fulgida, 125 nucleotides long. The record is from the annotation of a GenBank genome assembly. NCBI's taxonomy places the organism in Eukaryota, Fungi, Glomeromycota, Glomeromycetes, Diversisporales, Gigasporaceae.
GCACAAAACGAAAAGUUCAUUGCAAACAAACAAUAAAAAGUUUAAAAAAUCUUCAAAAAUCUUCAGAAAUUGAUUUAACUAAUGAUGAAGUCACUAUAAAUAAAGACAAUUUUAAGGAAACAUAA